AUGCAGAAUCCUUUAACUUUUUCUGCAGGUGGUGGUUUUUUGCAUACUAAUCCUGCAAAGAAACAUUGUGUCCAACAAAGUAUGCUGGGUCAGCAAAAACAAGAAACUUGUGCUGGAAAGACAGUAUCCACAGAUAAACACAAGUCCCCUUCAGAUAUAAUACGAAGUUUUCAGAAGAAAAGUCAGUUUAGGACCAUUGCUCCAAAAAUGGUACCAAAAAUUUUAUCAUCUGGAGUGAUUUCUUGUCUUCAGUCAUCUUCGCCUGAGCAAAACACACCGAUUUCAGCUGCAGGUUCUAAACCACUGGUGGUACCAACUCAAAACUACGCUGUCAUGCAGGUGGCUAGUCACGAGGGGACUUUUUCUCUGUUGGCCUUGCCUGUUGCCCCUGCCCUAACACAGCACGUCCAGCAGUCAAAUGUGGCCCCUUCAGAAAACAUAAAGCUGCCUAUCCCUAGGUACCAAUCUGUAAGAAAGAAAUUGCUGAGUGACAAAAAAACAGCGCAGAUCUCUGGUUUGGGCACAUACAACAAGAUUCCCACCAAAGCAUCAAUCUCAUCACAGACUUCCCCUGUGACUACCUUAACUGAAGACUGUCCUGAAACUCGUUCUAGUUCGGGUUCAGCUGAUCAAGUGAUGCUGACAGACCAUGACUCAGCAAAAAUUACGGUUGCCACAUUAGUAAAUAAAAGCAAUUGUGUGGGAUCUGGGUCUCCCUUAGUGAACAAAAUUGAAAUUGCUAACGGUAAUGUUUCUGGAUCAUCUGUAGUUAAAGGCUCUUUAUCCAAGCCAGCAAGUGUAAUUAAUCCCAUGAAACUAAGCCUGCGCUCUGUGAAGACAGCCUCUGAAACCACAAGAGAGUCAUUCAUAGCGUCCGAGAAACUAAAGGAAAAACCCACAAAUUCUGCAAAUUCUGUUGCUGUCCUGUCACCAGCAGUUCUUGGCAAUACAAUACAGGUGACUCCAUCAGCACCAAAAGGAAAACUUCCUAUUUUGCCUUACUCAAGGAUGGAAAAUUCAGUGUUCUGUAAAUCUAAGCCGAAUACUAAUGUUACAGAUGUAUCUGGUCCUUCACUAAGACCUGAAUGUGAAAAGAUGCCAGCUUUGGCGAAAACUGUUCACGUUCCUACCAAAGCAUCUGAUAAGCGAUUUACUGUGUCAUUUACACAAGUCCCCAAACAAACCAUUCGAGAAAAUAUCUUCUCUCCAUCCAAUAAAGUGGAUGUCAACAGUCUUAAAAAAUUGAACAGUACAGCCUCUAAAAGAAGAGGCAAGAAAAGAAGAGCCCCAGAUGAUUUAUUGGCUUUUCAGACCAAGCGAAGGAAAUGCAUCAUUAAUAGAUUUAGAGAAGGAGGAGAGAGGGUGAAAGUUGAUCUUCAGCUACCUGAGGACAAAAAAGCAGAGACAGUGAAAAAAUACCGUAGUAUUAGACCAAAACCGGUGGUCGUUGUGCAGGCUUUUGCCCCACUGACUUCUGCAGCAAUAGUAGAAACACCAUCUCCUAGCCAUUUAGACAAAGAUAUUUUUUUAAAUAGUUCACUUUCCAACAAAUAUUUAAGUUACAAACAUAGUGAUGCUACAUCAGCUAAAUCAAGUGAUUUAAGUAGAAACGCAUGUUCAACCGUACCUAAGCCAUCACAUAAAUGUCAUGUUUGUAACCAUAUCUUCCAGUUUAAGCACCAUCUUCAAGACCAUAUGAACACACAUACAAACAAACGGCCUUACAGCUGCCGAAUUUGCCGGAAAGCGUAUAUUCAUUCUGGAAGCUUGAGCACACAUAUGAAACUUCAUCACAAUGAAGGCAAACCCAAAAAGCUUGUGUGCUGUGAGUUCUGUGCUAAAGUUUUUGGCCAUGCAAAAGUGUACUUUGGCCACCUAAGAGAAGUGCACAGGGUUGUUAUCAGCACGGAGCCCUCUACUAGCGAGCAGCAGCUGCAAGAUGCUUUAAAGAGGGAUGCUAAUACAAAAGAGGCAGAAGAAGCAAGAGAGAGGGGAAAUAAGUGCAAUUUAGAGGACCUAUUCCAUAACCCAGGAGAAGUGAAAUUACAGAUUAAAUGUGGUCGAUGCCAAUUUAUUGCACAGUCUUUUGGUGAAAUGAAGUUUCACUUACUGUGCUUUCAUGGAGAAGAGAUACAGGGAAGAGUAAAGGAAGGGGUUUUGCAAGGAAGCAGAGGAGCUAAAGGGGAACUGACCAAACAUGCAACCCACUGGAAACAGCGCAAUGAGAGAAGACAUUUAGCAAAGUGCAGUGCCCAUGAGGAGGAGUUUUAUACUUUUCCAAAACUGAAAAGACAGAUACACGUUCACCAUCAAAAUCAUGUCGAUAUGUUAUCUAAAGGUGAACUGACUCAGUCAGGAAGCAGUGAAGCAGCCAAGAAGGUGCAAAGUGUAGGUUUUGGUACACCAAGGAAAAAAAUAGAAAUUUGGUCUAAAGCGGGCUAUAACUGCAUUUUAUGCAAACACUUAUUUGGAAGAAAGGAGGAUCUUUGUAAUCAUUGGCAGAGUCACCAUAACUGUGAAGACCCUUCCACCUUAUGGACAAUUUUUAGUUUGUUAUCAAAACAAGGAAUUAUUGAACUUUCUAAUCACGGUGAAUAUUGAAGCUCAAUUCUACAAUGCUAUGAAAAACCUCAACUACCUUGCCAAAUUGUUUAUGUUUUUUUUGCUGUGUUGCGAAACU
Tauraco erythrolophus (red-crested turaco) is the source of this 2680-nucleotide messenger RNA. RefSeq names its product zinc finger protein 438 (gene ZNF438). Gene Ontology annotation, biological process: regulation of transcription by RNA polymerase II. Gene Ontology annotation, cellular component: nucleus. The record is from RefSeq and is a predicted model, not a curated record. Gene Ontology annotation, molecular function: sequence-specific DNA binding; DNA-binding transcription factor activity, RNA polymerase II-specific. Lineage: Eukaryota; Metazoa; Chordata; Aves; Musophagiformes; Musophagidae.